AUGGCUCCACCACCCACUUCAGAGGUGGAUUGUCUCAUUGUUGGUGCAGGUCCUGCAGGCUUGAUGGCAGCCACGUGGAUGUCUCGUUGCGGUAUCAAAACUAGGAUCGUUGACAAAAGAGGUACAAAGGUUUUCAACGGGCAAGCGGACGGUCUCCAAUGCAGGACUCUUGAGAUCUUCGAUUCUUUUGACUUUGCGCAUCGCGCGUGGCGAGAGUCUAACCACAUGUUGGAGAUCUGUCUUUGGAACCCAAACGACCAAGGUGUCAUUCGAAGGUCGGACCGCAUUCCUGAUACCAUUCCCGGUAUCAGUAGAUUUCAGCAAGUCGUCCUGCACCAAGGGCGGAUUGAACGGUUUUUCUUGGAUUCGAUCAAGGAGCACAGUAACAUCCAAGUCGAGCGUGGUGUCCUCCCAGAAAGACUGGAAUUUGAUGCUUCGAAAGCAGAGGACGAGGAUGCGUACCCAAUCACGGUGACAUUGAGACAUCUAACCGACGAGGAAGCUACACCGCAUCAAGAUCUGAGCAGUACUGCGACCAACCAGGCUUUGAACGGCAGUGCGCCUCAGAAUGGAAUGUUCAGGAGUAACCUUGCUGCCGAUGAUACCGAUGAUCUGAUCCGGAAAGCCAGAGCUGAAGCUGGGUCUACUGAAAUCGUCAAAGCUAAAUACAUGAUCGGUUGCGAUGGAGCCCAUUCGUGGACAAGGCGGCAGAUAGGCUUCAAGAUGGAGGGUGAGCAGACAGACUAUAUCUGGGGAGUGCUUGACAUUAUCCCUAUCACGAAUUUUCCCGAUAUUCGUAUGAGAUGCGCAAUCCAUUCGGCAAACUCAGGCAGCGUCAUGGUGAUACCAAGAGAGAACAAGCUGGUGCGAUUGUACAUUCAGAUCACUACAACGGAGAAAGAUGGGAAUCCAGUCGAACGUGCUAAGAUUGGACCACAAAUGAUCUUAAAGUCAGCACAAAAAAUCAUGCAUCCAUACCACUUAACGUACGAAUACUGCGAUUGGUGGACCGCAUACCAAAUUGGUCAAAGGGUGGGCUCAAAUUUCUCCCUCCACGAACGUGUGUUUCUCGCAGGAGACGCUGUACAUACACAUUCCCCGAAAGCAGGACAGGGCAUGAAUGUCAGCAUGCAAGACACAUUCAAUCUAGGCUGGAAGAUCGCCUCCGUGCUCAACAAAAUCUGCACCCGCUCCAUCCUCCAAACUUAUCAAUCCGAACGCCGCCGUAUAGCUCAAGAUCUCAUCGCCUUCGACCACCGAUUUUCCCGUCUCUUCUCUGGCCGACCGGCCAAAGACAUCAUGGACGAAGAGGGCAUCUCCAUGGAGGAAUUUAAAUCAGCUUUCGAGAAAGGGAACAUGUUCGCCAGUGGUAUCGCGGUUGAUUACGGGGCUAGUGUUAUUGUUGCGAAAGCGGGCGAUCUGGCGGAGCAGGGGGAUGGCACAGCUGCAGAAAGCCCAGGGCGGGACGACAAGAACCGAGUUGUGGGAAAGCAAGACCUGGCCGGCGACAUCAAAAUCGGCAUGCGAAUGCCAAGUUUUCAAGUCCUCAACCAGGCAGAUGCCCGGCCCUCCCAAUUCCAAGAACUCCUCAAAUCCAACGGGCGGUGGCGCGUCGUCGUCUUCGCUGGCGAUCUUCGAGAUCCGGAGCAAUGGGCCAGAUUCACGAGUUUGGGAGAAGCAUUAGCCCAGCCUUCCACGCUCUUCUCCCGCUGUAAUGCCAGGGCUGGCCCGAAUUCGGUCAUCGAAGUCCUAACCAUCCACUCCGCGCCUCGCACUGCGAUCGAGUUGCUGGAUCUCCCUGAGAUCUUCCACCCUUUUUCAGAGCGAGAAGGCUGGGACUACUGGAAGGUGUUUGUGGAUGAUGUGUCUUAUCAUGAGGGGCAUGGUCACGCGUAUCAGAAUUAUGGCGUUGAUCCAACCAGAGGGUGUUUGGUGGUGCUUAGGCCGGACCAGUAUGUUUCUUGGAUUGGGGAGUUGGAGGAUGUAGGAGAGAUGGAGAGGUUCUUUGGCAGGUUCAUGCGUGUAUCCGCCGCUUAG
Molecule: messenger RNA, 2037 nt
Organism: Endocarpon pusillum Z07020
Lineage: Eukaryota; Fungi; Ascomycota; Eurotiomycetes; Verrucariales; Verrucariaceae
Exons: 5
Coding region: 1-2037 (678 amino acids)
Molecular function (GO): FAD binding
Source: RefSeq, a predicted model, not a curated record